AUGAGGGGUUUUGCUCAACUUCCUUCAGCUGUCUUGAAUGGUGGAUGGAGUGCUGACCCUCAGGGUGGACUGUUAGGUAACCUUCUACUUCUAGAAUGGCAGGUGGAACUUACAUGGAGCCUUUGCACUAAGCUACAAUUGAAGUCGAAAAGCAGAGCAAUGAGUUACAGGCCUGUUCCUGGUGAGCCUCCACCCCCACCCCCGCCAGAGUAUGCGCCGCCGCCGCCGCCCCCUCCCCCGCCGCCGCCAGACUACCCUCCUCCUCCAAGCCCCCCACCACCACCUGGCUAUCAGGGUUACUAUUAUCCGCCGCCGCCGCCAAACCCAACUCCACCCCCGCCCCCUUCACACCAAGAGGAUGGUGAACCAAACUGCUGUUCAGUCCUCAGAGGCUGUUUGGCUGCAAUUUGUUGCUGCUGGAUAUUGGACGCAUGCUGUAAUUAG
Messenger RNA from Prunus armeniaca (apricot), 444 nucleotides. NCBI's taxonomy places the organism in Eukaryota, Viridiplantae, Streptophyta, Magnoliopsida, Rosales, Rosaceae. The record is from the annotation of a GenBank genome assembly.